AACUCAAUACAUAUAUAAUCAAAAUGAAAGAAUAUUGGAGGUGUGGUGUAGCGAUGGUGGCCUUCCUGAUAUUUAGUUUUUGUUAUAUUCGGAGCAUGAAAGGUGGGAGGAAAAGAAUUCCAAGGAAGUGGGCAGUGGUGGGAAUGUUGCCGGCGCUGAUUCACAAUGCUUACCGGAUUCAUGAAUUUUUCAAUGAUUUUUUGAAAGAGAGUGGAGGGACAUUUGAGUUUAAAGGACUUGUGUCGGGUAGCUUGGACAUGCUCAUUACCUGCGACCCUGCUAACAUCCACCAUAUCCUCAGCCGAAACUUCUCCAACUAUCCCAAAGGACCUGAGUUUCGAGAAAUAUUUGAUGUUUUGGGAGACGGCAUUUUCAACGUCGAUUCCUUUUUGUGGGAGCUUCACCGUAAAACCACCCUCUCCUUCUUCAAUCAUCCCCACUUCCACACCUUGUUAGAGACCAAUGUUUGGCACAAGGUAGAGAAAGGGUUGUUGCCGGUUCUUGAUUGUUUUGCAGAGCAGAGAGUAGAGUUUGAUUUGCAAGACAUAUUCCAACGUUUCACGUUCGACUCAAUCUCUAAGCUGGUUUUGGACCAUGACCCGGGAAGCCUCUGCGUUGACUUGCCGUAUGUUCCGUGCGAGAAGGCCUUCAAUCCUAUGGUGGACGCCCUUUUGUACAGGAAUAUAAUUCCCCAGAGUUUCUGGAAAUUACAGAGAUGGCUGGGGAUUGGUAAAGAGAAGAAGCUUAUUCAAGCUUCCCGGGAUUUGGAUGAAUUCAUAUACCACGCCAUUACACUACGCCAACAAAAUCAAAAUAAUAAUACUCACCCAUGGCUAUCAGCUGAGUCGGAGGAGGACUUAAGCUUGUUCACCGCUUACGUAAAAACAUACGACCACAACAAGGAACAACUACAGACGGUGCUGACUACUAAUGGUUCACUGGUGAAGUUUUUGAGGGAUACUUUCUUGAAUAUAAUGUUUGCAGGGAGAGAUACAACCAGCUCAACUCUCACUUGGCUCUUCUACCUGCUUGCCCACAACCCAUCGGUUCAGGCACGGAUCCGGGACGAGAUAAUUGAACACAAGUUUUUGUUGUUUUUCAAGGCACAAGAAUGCCAGAAGUUAGUGUAUCUGCACGGUGCACUGUGUGAAGCCCUGAGGCUAUUCCCGCCGGUGGCAAUUGAGCACAAAGUGUCAGCGGAGAUGGACGUCCUCCCAAGUGGCCAUCGCCUCAAGCCCAACACCAGAAUCUUACUCUCAUUUUAUUCCACCGGAAGGAUGAGUGAAAUAUGGGGCGAAGAUUGCAUGGAAUUCAAGCCAGAGAGGUGGAUUUCCAGCAGAGGAAGAAUCAAACACGAGCCUUCCUACAAGUUUCCGGCAUUCAACGCUGGAGCCAGGACUUGUUUAGGUAAAGACAUGGCUUUCAUUCAGAUGAAAAUGGUUGCUGCAACCAUCCUACAACGUUAUCACUUCCAACUGCACCAGGAUUCUCAUUCAAUUUCUCCCAGUGAUUCAGUCGUCAUUCAAGCUAAGCAUGGCUUAAAACUCAAACUUACCAAACGAAAUACUACUGCAGCCUAACCUCACCACAAUCAUGUUCGAUAAAUCCAGUCCCCACAGUAAGCAAGCUAAGCUUGCAUUGCCUACAUAGCUAGCUAGCAA
Ipomoea nil (Japanese morning glory) is the source of this 1661-nucleotide messenger RNA. Its product is annotated as alkane hydroxylase MAH1-like. The transcript is spliced from 2 exons. Lineage: Eukaryota; Viridiplantae; Streptophyta; Magnoliopsida; Solanales; Convolvulaceae. Gene Ontology annotation, molecular function: heme binding; oxidoreductase activity, acting on paired donors, with incorporation or reduction of molecular oxygen; iron ion binding. The coding region runs from base 24 to 1580 and encodes 518 amino acids. The record is from RefSeq and is a predicted model, not a curated record.